Messenger RNA from Coffea eugenioides, 1438 nucleotides. RefSeq names its product prostaglandin E synthase 2-like. The coding region runs from base 74 to 1069 and encodes 331 amino acids. Gene Ontology annotation, cellular component: mitochondrion. Lineage: Eukaryota; Viridiplantae; Streptophyta; Magnoliopsida; Gentianales; Rubiaceae. The transcript is spliced from 6 exons. The record is from RefSeq and is a predicted model, not a curated record. Gene Ontology annotation, molecular function: prostaglandin-E synthase activity.
GCCUCCAUUUCAUCCACCGCAGGAGUAUUAGAGAGUAGGAAGCUUGGAACUUUCUGCUGCAGACUUGAUAGAAAUGAGGAGAAUCGGUGGUCUGGUAGCCCUAUGCCGAGCGGCAGAAGGCAUCGCCACCUCUUCUACGGCCGGGAACGUCGUCUGCAACAGGAUGUUACAGACUGCCUUGUACGGCACGACUAGCGCUUAUUCAAGGCGUCAUCACUGGUUCACAAAUUCUAAUAAGCUGGUUGAGCAGCCGGCGGCUCACACCGUUGCCGGAACCAUGUUAUUUUCCGUUGCAGCGUCGGCCGUUUCCGAAGACGUCCACGCUAAAGAACCAGUACAGCCGAAAUUACGCCCCAACGACGUCGUCCUUUAUCAGUAUGAAGCUUGCCCUUUCUGCAAUAAGGUCAAAGCGUUCCUGGAUUACUAUGACAUUCCUUACAAAGUAGUGGAGGUCAAUCCAAUCAGCAAAAAGGAAAUUAAGUGGUCUGGUUACAAAAAGGUGCCUAUAUUGAUGGUAGAUGGUGAACAGAUGAUUGACUCAUCAGAGAUAAUUGAUGAGUUAUCUCGAAGAGUUGGUUCUAGGGCUCAAGGUGAUAAUCUCUCAGAUGAAGCUGGUGAAGAGAAUAAAUGGCGUGGGUGGGUUGACAAUCAGUUGGUGCAUGUCUUAUCACCAAACAUCUACCGCAGUAGUUCAGAGGCCCUCGAGUCAUUUGACUACAUUACAAGUCAUGGUAAUUUCAGCUUCACAGAGAGAAUCAUAGCAAGGUAUGCUGGAGCUGCAGCCAUGUAUUUUGUGUCCAAAAAAUUGAAGAAAAGACAUAACAUCACUGAUGAAAGAGCUGCUUUGUAUGAUGCUGCGGAAACUUGGGUGGAUGCUCUGAAAGGCCGAGAUUUCCUAGGUGGAUCCAAGCCAAACUUAGCUGAUCUAGCAGUAUUUGGUGUUUUAAGACCCAUCCGCCAUCUUCAGUCUGGUAAAGACAUGGUAGAACACACACGAAUAGGUGAAUGGUAUUCACGAAUGGAAGAUGCUGUUGGAGCGCCGUGUCGUCUGGAGACACAGGGGGCUUGAGAAUGAUCAAUCUGAAUUUGAAUCUGAAACUACGAACAUCAUAUGAGAUUGAGUGCUAGGAAUUUUCCAACGUUGUCUUGCAGUUUUGAUAGGUAAAACCCAAUGGAAAUUGUCAGUGAGUUGUUUACUUAUGGCGGCGUACGUGCUUGAUCUGUCACUAUGCUAUAUUGGUUAUAUGUUUCUUCUUCUUUCUGAAGAUUUGUAAGCUAGGAAAGUUCUAUUGCUGCUAGGCCGUCCUUGAUCCAGUACAAUGUACAAAUGGAAUUGCAAGCCCGGCCACUUAAAGUAGUUGCAUACUAUGACCAGUCCAAUAUUAAUUUGCACUUUCGAUGAUUUAGAAUUGAAAACCCCCGGGAUAAUAUUUAUGUC